AAAGAUUCAAAAGGUAGCCGCCUUUUCUAUUUGCUGUUUCAUGACAGACCAAUAAGAAUGCAGAGUUUAGUGGAAAGCGCGAUUAGUCAAAACCGUGGUCUGUCCUUGUUCAUCACACAGGACGAAGAAAAACCCCACAAAAACCUCUGACGACAGUGGUGGAAGCUGAGAAAAAAUGGGAAGGCUCAGCGCAAAAAUCGAUUAUGAAGAAAUCAGGAUUGCUCGAAUCUUGGAGAACCAGGCGAAAUUGGCCUCCCUGGGAUUGAACAAAACCCUCGCUGAUCUCCGAGCUGUUGCUUCAUCCGCGAAAUCUGUCAAAUCCCAUGUGAGAAAAGCACCCAAAAUUUACUACAGUGGUAUGCCUUUGCGUCGGUCCAGUCGACUAACGAAGGCUUCAACCACUGAGUCUCCUUCCGGCCACGACUCCUUGCGCCGGUCCAAUCGGUUGAGAGGAAUAUCCCGGGACACGAUAUCGUUGCCACAAGGGAAAGUGGGUGUUUCAAAGAAGAAUAGAGAGGAAGAGACCAGACCUGCAAAUAUGCCUUUGGUGAAAGUUACGGCUUUGCAGGCUCAGUUGUCGCCUGACAUUAUGAUUCAGCGUUGCAAUAGCAAGAGCAGGGGAAGUGUUUAUAGCCCUGUUUUCGGAAUCUGCUGCCACUUCUGCAGGCAAAAGAAGUUAUGCGGUGAAGAAGGUUGCAAGAGAUGCGGUAAUCUUGACAUAGAUGAGCCAUGUAUAGGAAAGACGGAUUGUUCAGUUUGUCAUUCUAGCAAUGGUGUUCUUUGCCGUGCCUGUCUCAAAGUUAGAUAUGGUGAAGAAAUGGAUGAGGUGAGAGCAAACAAAAACUGGAUGUGCCCACAUUGCAUAGAAGAAAAAGGAAUAAACCCGAAGUGGAUAUGUAACAGCUCAUUCUGCCUAAAGAAAAGAAGGAUGGCUCCAACUGGGAUAGCAAUAUUCAGAGCUCGGGAAAUGGGAUAUAAAUCAGUGGCACAUCUCAUCAUGGAUGAGCUCCAACAGACACAGAACAGAAGAAGAUGAGGAGAUUCAUACUGAAAAUGUAGAUGUACUUUGGAAGUCAAUGUAAUGAUGCUAAACUAAGUGGUUCUAACUUCUAACUCCAAUCCUAUGUAGAAUUAAUUGGUAAUGGUGAUGCCUUGUGUACAAAAUUUGAAGGUUAGUAGAAUUGAUUGAUGCUUCAUUGUAAGUUUUUUAUGCUUUUGUUUAAACUGGCUCUUAUCUUGGUAGAUUAUUGCCAUGGGCUUAGGCCUUUUCUAA
Vitis riparia (riverbank grape) is the source of this 1273-nucleotide messenger RNA. RefSeq names its product cell division cycle-associated protein 7-like. Gene Ontology annotation, biological process: regulation of DNA-templated transcription. Lineage: Eukaryota; Viridiplantae; Streptophyta; Magnoliopsida; Vitales; Vitaceae. The transcript has 8 exons. The coding region runs from base 176 to 1036 and encodes 286 amino acids. Gene Ontology annotation, cellular component: nucleus. The record is from RefSeq and is a predicted model, not a curated record.